Pseudo-nitzschia multistriata is the source of this 4977-nucleotide messenger RNA. Lineage: Eukaryota; Bacillariophyta; Bacillariophyceae; Bacillariales; Bacillariaceae. The record is from the annotation of a GenBank genome assembly.
CCUGAUCUGCCGUCACUGAUUCCAAUGCAACAAAGCAUCCCUUCUGUAAUCGCCCACACUUUGACCUAAUUGUGUACUUCUUGGAAGGACCAAGCGAUCCCAGGGAGCCGAUGGAAUGAUAAAGAGAAAUACGAAACGAAUGACGAAGAACGGAAAUAUUUCAAUGAAUUCGAGAAUCAUUGCCAGGGCGGAGUCUGCUUCGGAUGGCGGCUGCGUCCACGACUUCUCAAAGCAGCGGGUCGCCGAGAUGCUUACGUCCUCUAUAUUUUUAUUCCGAAGGAGGAGAAUAAGAACCUUUGCAACGAUAACGAUGACAACAGUACUGUGGCUUCAGAUAAUAUUUUUGCAGUUGCCACCCGUGGUUGUCGGAGCCGUAGGAGGGGAGGGAUCGGGGAGAAUAAAGCCACCGCCACCGCCCCCGCCCCCAAGACACAUGUCACAAAAAUUGGUCGACGCAACAAUAUCGUUGGAAACGAAAACAUUAUUGAGAAACGAAAAUCGGGAAGCACAGGAUGCAAUACCAAAAGUUCCAGAGCACGUGACGAUGGCAAGACUUAACAAGGACUCCAAUAUCGUUCCCCCUCCACCACCUCCGCGAGUUGUUCCAGAACAGGCAAGUGUUGGAAGAGCAUCGCAGAAGGCCGAACAGGAUGCCAGCCCGAAGCAGGCGAUAUCGAAGAAUCUUUUUGUUGGCAACGAUUUCAAGCCACCGCCACCUCCGCCGCGACGCAGUUCCACAGAACGCAAGGAAGAGGUGCAAUAUCAUGGACAAGCUCCUGAAGRUGCCGCCUCUACUUCUGUCUCCAUUUCACAAGAAAUAGAACAAAAAGAAAUACUACGUUAUGGUGAGAAAGAGAAGGACGAAGCGAAGAAAGACGGAUAUUUGCUUGCAACAACAGGUUCAGUUCGUGCUCCCCGGCAACGAGGACCGGCAUCACUAGCAACACACAUGGAUGUUGGCCAAGCACAGCACACGAAAGAACGCCAUGCUGGCCAUGUUCAGAGACAAUCAGAACCUUCACCCGACCGUUGGCAGCAAGAAGAUCAAAACAAAUACCAAUGCAAAAGCCAAAAUACGAAAUCCAACUACUAUCAAAACGCAUCUAGUUACCAACCCCAACCACGCGGGCAUCUUGAAGAGCGUCACCAGCAACACCGUCAACCCCAGCGGCCUUCGCAGCCCUCCCCUAGCGGAGUGCCAUCAUCUGCUGUCACAUCGGCCUUCAAGGGACUCUGGGGAAAAGUCGAGCAGAGGUUGGAUGAUUUGGCAAACCUUGAGGACACCGUAUCAGGUAGAGCCCAACGAUUGGUCAACACCGCAAUAACCACAGCAUCGACUGCAUCCAGAAUUUCUCCUUCCAGGAUUCGAUUAUUGGCGGAGUCUGGAGCUGCAGCCGCGGCGAGAGCAACACCUGCAUCUAUGGGUAAUAUCGCAAGAAAAAAGAAUGCUUCUCCUUCGGUUCUGGGUGCUACAUCGGUCCCCUUAAAAUCUUACGGACAAAAAUUCCAAGUAGCCAUACAAGAAAAGGAACGACAACGAAACGAUCAAAUAAAUCAGGCAUCCCAUUUGGCAAACGACAAGAGCAAGAGCAUUUCUGCCAAGGGAGGGGCUACUUCCUCCCCAUACCACCCACCACAACACCCAUCUCCGCCGACAUCGUCCUCUUCGCCCCCUGGUAACCCCAACACCGAUUCAGCUGCGUCAUCACCGGAGAAAAAGGAUUCAGCGAACCAAAACGUCAAUGUGAAUGGAAAUCAAGGAAGAAAUUCCUAUGAUCUAUCACGGUCAUCUUGGGAAGCACGUCCGCCUAUUUCUCAAACUGAUCGUGGAAAUGUCGCUCCACCUUCCGAAACGACAGCAUCUACCCCAAGUGGUGGAAAAGGGACGUUUGUUCCUCCCAAUGCGAAUUCAAAUGCAAAUAAUGGUUCAUCACAAGGAAAUCGCGAUGGAAGAUACAACUCAGGCAACUAUGGUAGCAGCGGUCCUGGGAUGAACAGCAGACAGUUUAGCAAUCCGUCUCGAUCAAACGAGCAGCAACAAAGCAGUCACUCUAGGAAUUCACGUAUACCAUGGGAUACUUCAGAGAAAUCACUUUCUCCUCCAGCAAGGUCGGUUCAAUCGCUUCCCAAUCGAUCGGGUUUGGUUCACAGAUUCGAUGAUUACGACACUCCUUCUUGGAAACGUGCACUGGAAAAACUUGUGCCCCCUAUACCAUCUCUACCAAACAUCGGAAAGAUGAUUCCAAGAUUUCGACGAGGAAACAUACGAUACAGCUCUGCAAAUUUAGAUGCCUGGGAUGCAGCUUACGGCGAAGAUAGCAAUAGCAGAGGUGGAAUCUUUGGUUUCUUUAAAAAGAGUAAAGCAGGCUCUGGGUCUUUGCCUUCGUCGAGCACGCCGUUUCGACAAGACAGACGAGAUAAGAACGAUGAUCAACCACCUCUGAUUGCUAGCAUGCUCUCUCGCUGCGACAAUGGAAAGAAGACAUCUUUGCUGUGUGAAGCAGACGUACGAGCAGGCAAUGCCAUCGGCCGCUACAAGGCUGCUUUGGAUAUACUAUUCAUUCUAUCUWCCAUAUUAGGAUGCAAGUUAUUACCGGGGCUGGGAGAUAUAACGUCUCUCCCUACCUCUUUCCAAGAGGCAACAGAAGCAGUUCUUACGAUAGGCAGAUCGAUUCUAAGCGAGCUCUCAAUGGGUUCUUGGGCCUUAUUCGCUUUCCUAUACGCCUAUUUAUUCAAGUACGCACAGGAAGUGUUCCUGGAUCAGAAAACUGAGAGUCUUGCAUCGUCUGUUGCUUCGUCAGUGAAAGAGGAGUCUGAAUACGCCCAGCUUUAUCUUCGACUUACGGCAGCAACACCAAUGAAUCGAAACCUACCAGAUCGCCUCGCUGCGAUAUCCAAAAACCAAGUUGUUAGUGUUGUCUCCAAGGCACGUCUGAAUUCUUUUGUUUGGAUCGUGUUAACAUCUUUGACCGUAAUGACAGUGUCUGCAGUUGGUCCAAUACUUCUGGCAUUCUCUUCAGCGUUCACCAAGAUUGCAGUGAUGAAAGAAUGGCGCCAAUGGCCUAUUGAAUGGCAAAGUCUUUUUGGUUCAAGUUUAAUUUUGAUGCAAGACUUGUUCCACACUCUUGAAUCGCACGGUACACGAGCAUUCAGCGCUUUCGUAGAGAAGCCGAUGCAAUUCUCCUUCCAUUUAUGUAUGUUCGGCUGUCUCAUAAUCAGUACUCUCCUGCCACGUCUGGAGGAACGACGAGCCUUAGCUUCGAAACGUGAUGAAGACGAGGAUCUAGAGGAAGACGAUGCGUUAUCUUCAAGCUUUGAAAGCGCGGAAGAAUGGUCAAGACUUGGUACUUCAAGUGCCAGUCGUUUAAGCAUGCUGUCGGAAAAUGGCUCGGUGGAGAAUGCGCUAGCUCGAUGGCGGGGGAGUCACUUAUCGAAUAUCGAAGAAUCUGCAUCUCGUGGCCCAUUAUUAUCUCUGGUUCGUUUUGUAGCUUACACUCUGUUGGCAGUUCUGGUGACAGGGUUGCCCGUGGCUGUCUCUUACUUCCUUGCUGACGAUACUUCAUCUUCCUCAAACAUCAUGUCAUUUUUCCGAUGGGACUCCUUGUUUGAUUUAUCAUUUAUUCAGCUCUUCCUCUUUGGUCUCGUUUAUCGAGCACUUCAAAAAGUCAUGGAAUCGGUUACUGAUGCAUCGAUGGUCAAAAACUUCCAGGAAGACUUGGUGAGCAUAAAGAACGAGAUCGAGGAGUCGAACAGAGGCAAUACAGACUUCCAAGUAAUGGGCUCGGUUUCUCCGUCUGCAGGAAUUGCAGUGAGAGAUUUGUGGGCAGCGCAUGUAACAAAACGAGCAUGGGCUGUUCGUGGGGCCAAUUUGCAAUGCAAGAAUGGAGAGAUCGUCGCUAUCUUGGGAGAAGAUGGCAACGGCAAAACGAGACUUCUUACAUCACUAGCUGAAUCUCUGACAUUUCCUCCAAAGCGCACGGUAACGACAAAUAAAGUUCGUGGCUUCAUUUCUAUCGGUGGGUUGGAAAUAUCCAAAUGGAAUCGGAAAAUGUUGAAGCGUCGAUUGGGAAUUUUGCUUUCUGAUGUUCGUGUGGUUGCUGACUCCGCAAGCUUGUUUUCUGGGUGGACUAUGGAGGAAAUUCUUGAGCCAAUCGAUGGAGUUCGUUUAUAUAAUAAUGAUUCCCUACAACGAACGUAUACAUCCGCUGAGAAAUCAGCAAUGCUAUUGGCACUCAAGGUACGACAUGGCAUUAUUUUAUGAAUUAUCUCAUUUUUGUUACUUUCACCAGCCAGCUCUUUCUCACUAUGAUCCUCGAACUUCUCUUUUUGUACUCUUAUUCUCAUAGCUCACUGGACUUUACGGGACUCUCCUUUCGAGACUUCCCUCAAAAUCAUCAACAAUUUUCACAGCCAACGAGGAAGACUUGCGUCCUACAACCCUCAAACCUCGCUCUACUCUGUUAUCCCCAGGGGAGUGGUCCAAAUUAAUACUUGCUCGGGUAUUAUCUCAAACUAUAUACGACAAUGAUAAUGCUCUUUCCUCAAACGAUAAGAUUGAGAACAGUAUGUUGGGCUCGAUACUUUUGUUAGACGAGCCGACAACGAUGCAUUCCGAAGUAGACGAAGGCCAACUGUUCCGAGACUUGCGUCUCACUGGAGCCGCAACGGUUAUAACUACAAAUAAGUGGGCAACUGGACGAUUUGCAGACCAUAUUUGUGUCAUGAAGAAUGGAUCCAUUGUAGAGAUGGGGAACCACAACGAAUUGCUUGCUCGUGGUCCACAGCAGUCAUUAUAUGCAGCUAAGUGGCAUGCCAUGACAAUGCAGUAAUUCAUAGAAUGUCUCAAUUCCAGAAAUUUGUUUCCUCAUUAACUAGUCACAAAUGGAGUUUCGUUGUACUCUCCUUUUCAGAGCCAAAAUCAAUUUCUUUCAGUUUGUGUCAUAGUAGACAAGUGUUUAAUAAAGGGAUUAGAUUAUG